This is a messenger RNA of Bursaphelenchus xylophilus (pine wood nematode), 1294 nucleotides long. The record is from the annotation of a GenBank genome assembly. NCBI's taxonomy places the organism in Eukaryota, Metazoa, Nematoda, Chromadorea, Rhabditida, Aphelenchoididae.
AUGAACGGCUCCCGGAUUGCUGUUCACCUAAUGAUCGAGUGGACUGCGGACAUCAGACCUCGAUACCUUCUGAACGUGACAUGCGUGGCGUUGGCGACCAUUCACAUGAUUGCGCUGAUGUUAACCGCGUUGUGUAUGAAUAUGUUGGCCGUGGAGCAGCAUUUGGCGACCAUUUGGGUGAAUGAUUACGAGGAGAAGUCGAUAAAAGUUGGCGUUAUUUUAAUGAUGAUUGUGGUAAGUGAUCAUGAAUCACUCACGACUUCAUUUGUUUGACGUUUUUUACCCUGCAGGUGGUUCAGUGCGUGCCAUUCGGAGUGUUUAUUAACUGGUGGUACCUCAGUGAUGACUAUGACUUGAAUAACUCGGUUGAGAGUUGUAUCCCGGUGGACCAUCAUUGGGAAUUGGCUCUGAUGGGCUUUGCGUUGUGCUUUAUCACUUGUAGUUUGUGUUCGGCGGUAAGUAGAGGUUCCUGAAUGUCUAUCAGUCUGUCGGGAAAAUAGUGAGCACAUUGUCGCUGAGCCAAUCGCGUCACGGCAAAUUCAACUUGCGAAAAGCAAGUUGAAUUUGCCGCGACACACUUCAUUUUCUCGGCGGCGAUGCGAUUUUCGACGUUCGCAGGAGGCAUUGCCAUUUUUUUCUGAUUUUUUUUCAGUGGCUAAUCCUCCUGCACCGCUACAAUCGGCGGAAGAUGCUGAAUCGGCUGAGUCUGGAGAGCCUGAGCGCGCGCUAUCAACAAACCGCAAAUGUGGAUUCGAAUCAGUCAAUUGUGCCUUCGCUAAUUGGGUAUAUGAUACUGAGCUUGAUUGGUCUCCUGUUGUCGUUUUUGCGAGGGAAGUUUGCCAGGGAAUAUGGCGAAUAUAACCCGUACGGGAAAAUCACCACGGAUGUGAGUUAAAUCAUCUUCUAUCAGUCUGUCGGGAAAAUAAUGAGCACAGUGCCGCUGUGCCAAUCGCGUCGCUGAAGUGAAAAAAAUUGAUUUUUCCGCAACACAAUUAAUUUUCUCGACGGCGAUGCAAUUUUCGACGCGGCAGAGUGCUCAUUAUUUUCCAGACAGACUUAUAUUUGCCACUGGUUUCAGAUGGGCUACUGUUCCGUUGACAUGUACGCCCUUUAUCACAUGUUUUGUUUCAUGUUCUACAACGAGGCCAUGCGCCAUGUUGUCCGUCGAGAUUUGCGCACCAUUUUUUGCUGUCUUCAUUCCGUCGACCCUUGCGAAUUCGUCGCCAAAACCGCACCUGGUCAAGAAGGCGACACCUACUUCAACAAUCUGCUGUCUUCGUGGAAUACGGCGUAG